This is a messenger RNA of Amborella trichopoda, 924 nucleotides long. RefSeq lists its product as uncharacterized. The record is from RefSeq and is a predicted model, not a curated record. Lineage: Eukaryota; Viridiplantae; Streptophyta; Magnoliopsida; Amborellales; Amborellaceae.
UGGUGUUCCUUUUAAAGGGCCAUAAAUUACAGGGAAAGCUCUGAGUGGAUACUUUGCAAUCUCUCUUACUCAUCCCUUCACACUUUCCCCCAACUCCCCACUCCUCUCUACCUUCCUUGUACUGUAAACCAGUUCUCUCUACCACAAAUUCUGUCUCUCUGUCUCUCUCUCUUCCUUGCACUGCAAACCUUCUCUCUGAUCCAAAUUCUUUCCGACUUUCCACCUCAUACCAGUUAUCCUCCUCUUCCUUCAGUAGCAAACCUCUUCCUCUCUCUAACUCAUAUAACACCUCAACCCCCCAUUCUCAUACUCAACAGUUGUCACCCAUUUUCAGGCCUAACUGUUAUCAUCAAUAGCCAUUACUCUCUUUCCUCCACACUUCUCUCUCUACUUCACCAGUCCUUAACACCAAUACCCACUAGCCCCCUUCCUCUUCGUCUUCUCCCUCCUCUUAGUUUUAAGGAGAAAAUGGCGGAUUGGGGUCCUGUUUUUGUGGCUGUAGUUCUCUUUAUAUUCCUUACACCGGGUUUGCUAUUUCAGGUUCCGGGUCGGGGACGCUUCAUUGAGUUUGGGAACUUUCAUACAAGUGGGGUCUCCAUUUUGGUGCACUCGUUGCUGUAUUUCGCUCUCAUUGCUAUUUUCUUGUUAGCAGUUAGAGUCCACAUGUAUAUUGGUUUUUAGGUGCUGGGUUUUGCUACAUUUAGCUGGAAUAUCAGUGGGGGUUUUUUAUUGUUUUAAGCUGUUUUAAUUCCCCAGUUUUUCAUUCUUUUUGUUAACAAUGUGUUUGUGGCAUGGUGGGGUGAUUUUUUUUUAAUUUUUUUUCUGGUUUUUUUUUGGGGAAUGGGGUUGUUUAUGUGCUAAAUUUGGAUGUUAAGGUGUAUUCCAACAGUAAUAAUGAAAUGACAUGAGUUAUAUGUGGCCAAA